Carassius carassius (crucian carp) is the source of this 620-nucleotide messenger RNA. Its product is annotated as cornifelin homolog. NCBI's taxonomy places the organism in Eukaryota, Metazoa, Chordata, Actinopteri, Cypriniformes, Cyprinidae. The transcript is spliced from 3 exons. The record is from RefSeq and is a predicted model, not a curated record. Bases 86 to 559 code for a protein of 157 amino acids.
UGUGUGUGUGUGUGUGUGUGUGUGUGUAAGAUAAGCAUUCUGAUUUGUCUGGAUUUUUGAAUGUGUUUUCUCAGGUCAGUUCAUCAUGGCACAUACAGCUGUAAGUGUCCAGCCAGGCAUGAUGGUGAGCACGACUAACGUGACUUCAACCCUGUGGAGCACCGGAUUGUGUGACUGCUGUGAUGACAUGGGCAUCUGUUGCUUUGGGCUUUGGUGUCCAUGCUGCCUCAUGUGUAGAACCAGUGAAGAAUUUGGAGAGUGUCUCUGUCUCCCCCUGCUGGAGUUAUGCUUUGGUGGCAUGUUGCAUCCUAUUACACUCUCUAUGAGGAGCGCCAUGAGAGAGAGAUUCCAAAUUAAAGGCUCGAUACAGGAUGACUGCUGUACAGUGUUCUGCUGCACUUUGUGCGUCUGGUGUCAGAUGGCCAGAGAGCUGAAGGCUCGACGAAACCCUAUGGUGGUCGUUAACACGGUUCACCAUCAGCCGCAAGCUUUCAACCAGCCAACUCAAUCCAUCAAUGCAUCCUACCAGCCUCUGAACCCCGGCAAUCCUCCAUACUGACGGCCUCGGUGCAUAUGAGCACACCUGCCUUGCUUUAACCUCAAGCUCCCUAAAGAGCAAA